AUGUGUACAUUAAGAGCACUUUGGGUGUUAAAAGAGAAUAGUAAUGGAGGUACAGAGAUUAUAUUAUCAAAAAGAAUAAAUACAGUUGAGAAUAGAGUUAGAGCAUUAUCAGGUUCAAAUUAUAAUCCAAUACCAAUUGAUAGUGAAUUAAUAGCAUUAUUUAAUACAGAAUUAAUAAAGGAUUCACAAGGUUAUUCAACAGGUCAAACAUCACCAAUUUCAUUACAACAACAACAACAAACACCUCUUCAAACACAAACAUCAUCAUCAUUAUUAUCAGCAUCAAUGGCAUCGAAACAACAAAAUCAACAAACAACUACCACAAUCACUAAUUUAAAUUCAUCAGCAUUAAGUUUAGUUAAAGUAUAUACAAAUACACCAAAUACACAUGUAAUAUCAUUAAAUCAAGAAAGACUUUGGCCAUUUAUUUAUAUAAAAAAGAAAAACCUUUAUUUUAUAACUAUACCUGUUAUUGAAGAAUUUUUAGUUUCAAAUAGAAAACCAUCAUUAAUAGAUUUACCAUCAAUAACAGCAGCAUUAAAUUUUUUAGAAGAAACAUCAAUUUAUAUGAUUGGGUUUUUAAAUAAACCGCCACCAUAUCCAGAGUUACAAGUAUUUUUAACCAAUAUAAUACCAUUUGGUCAACCAAUUGAUACCAAUUUCAAUAAUGUUAAAGCAAUGAUUAGACAAGGAUUUCCAAGUGUUGAAACGUUUCAACAAAAGAGACCAGCAUGGAAACCAUUUUUACAUAAAGGUAAACAACAAUUGGAUUUUAUAAUCAGUGAAACUAUUCAAUGUAUAUUGUAUGAUAAUCCAAGUAUACCCGAUGUUUCAAAGGUGUCAGGAUCAUUGAUUUGUAAAGCCGAUUUAGAGGGUAUGCCAGAAGUAUCAUUUUAUUUACAACCAACCAUUGCAGCCACUGGCAGUGGUGUCGGUGGUAUCAUUGGUCAGAAUGAACCAGUUAUCACCAAUCUAGCUAUAGAUUCAACCGUUCAAACCACAUCCGAUAUCAAUAUAAAUAAUAAGAUCUCAUUUUUUAAUCCACCAUUGGACCAUUUCAAAUUGCUAUCUUAUGGCGUUCAGGGUAUAAAAGCAGUACCGUUAAGAGGUUUCUAUCAAAUGAAAGAAACCUCGGCAAACUCUAUCAAGGUAUUAAUUCAAUUGAAAUUAAAUAGUGAAAUGAAUAAUUCAUUCGAUUAUUGUUUAUUGAAAAUUCCAUUCAAAAAUCGUAGUAACAUCAUACAGGUAAAUGCUUCACCAACUACUGGUUCCAUAUUUAUCGAUCAUUCUUUAAAGGCAAUCAUUUGGAAUAUUGGUCAAAAGUUUACUGGUCGUAAUUUAGAGGUUGCUUUACCAAUGGAAAUUGUUUUCUCAAGUGUUCCAACCAAUUUAAUACCACAACCUCCACCUCAACCACCAACUUUAAUCGUCAGUAGUAGUAGUGGAAAUCAAAAUGUAACCGCUUUUCCAAAACAAGAUCAAUCAUUUCCAAUCAUUGAUUCUUCUCCUUCCGAUCAGGAGGAUUGUUAUUCCCCUGAUCCAUUUUGUACAGGUUCAAACUCUUUUGUUCGUAUUUAUUUCAAAAUUCAAAAUUGUACUCUUAGUGGUUUGAAUAUUGAUCCAAAGAAAGUGGUAAUCUAUCCAACAAAUAAAUUCAAAUUAAAUAUUGAACGUGAAGUUUUAAGUUCAGAAUAUAUCAUUUGGAAUUCUUUAGGUAGUUCAAAAUAUUCUUAUCAACCUUCCUCCUCUUCAAAAUAA
Molecule: messenger RNA, 1758 nt
Organism: Dictyostelium discoideum AX4
Lineage: Eukaryota; Evosea; Eumycetozoa; Dictyosteliales; Dictyosteliaceae
Exons: 2
Coding region: 1-1758 (585 amino acids)
Biological process (GO): intracellular protein transport
Cellular component (GO): endomembrane system; clathrin adaptor complex
Source: RefSeq, a predicted model, not a curated record